Messenger RNA from Cucurbita maxima (winter squash), 2701 nucleotides. Its product is annotated as sulfate transporter 1.3-like. Bases 704 to 2680 code for a protein of 658 amino acids. The transcript is spliced from 15 exons. NCBI's taxonomy places the organism in Eukaryota, Viridiplantae, Streptophyta, Magnoliopsida, Cucurbitales, Cucurbitaceae. Gene Ontology annotation, biological process: transmembrane transport. The record is from RefSeq and is a predicted model, not a curated record. Gene Ontology annotation, cellular component: membrane. Gene Ontology annotation, molecular function: secondary active sulfate transmembrane transporter activity.
CCGCCGGUGUCGGACUCGCUCACAGUCGAUUCCUUAUCGAAGAUCAACUCAACUGCUCGACGUUGAUUCAGCCAUGGAGGAGAAAGACGGAGGAGAGGAGUAAUUUUCAUUUGUAUUUUUUAAGUUUUUUAAAUGACUCGAGUACACUAGCAAACGAACAAACGAAAAAAGGAACGCUGAAACCUUUUACACUUCAAAAUCUCAAGCCAAUGUGAAUGAAAACGUCAACAAAUAUACUCGGAUCCUCCACGAUGACGCUGACAUCUGGUGAUCUACAACCAUCUGACGGUUCAUAUUCAUCAUUUCGAGCCACUCAAUCGGAAUCUGGCCGCUUAAACGUCCAAGUUCAUCGUCGGCGGACACACGACUGGUUCAGUUUUCCAAUAACGCAUUCGGAGAGGUUUGACUUUUGGGAAAAGAUGAACUCCGAUUUGACUCAAUUUGUUUGGAUUCACUGCGACUGUUUUAGCAGCAGCCCUAAUUUCGUAACAUUAGUUUCGAUUUGGAGCGACGAAUGGGGAGUAUCACAGAGAAAUAAGGGCGCGUUUUCGUGGCGGCCGAACAGAGCGCUAUUGGGUGAGGUUGGGACUGGCUGUGAAGUUGUUUAGGAAAAGAAACCCUAGAAGGCGUCGAGUGUGGGGAACAAAAAGGUGGGAAACAGAUUAUGGACUUCAACGCUGAUGGAUUGGUGAACUAGUUAUCCAUGGACUCAAGGGGCCAUUCCAAUGGUGGAGAACCUGAAACAAAAGAGAUGGACAUUAGAAAUCUUUCAUCUUCGCGCAACAAUACUCAGUAUAUUCACAAGGUGGGGGUUCCACCGAAGCAAGGUUUCUUCAACGAAUUUAAAGCAAGAGUGAAAGAGACUUUCUUUGCAGAUGAGCCUCUGCGAACCUUCAAGGAUCAAUCGAAGUCCCGAAAGUUGGUCCUGGGAAUUCAGGCUAUCUUCCCGAUAUUUGAAUGGGGGAGGAAUUACAAUCUGACAAAAUUUAGAGGAGAUAUAAUUGCUGGACUCACUAUUGCAAGUCUCUGUAUUCCACAGGAUAUAGGGUAUGCAAAACUUGCUAAUUUGGCUCCCCAGUAUGGUUUAUACUCCAGUUUUGUACCACCACUGGUUUAUGCUUUGAUGGGUAGCUCUAGAGACAUAGCGAUUGGACCAGUGGCUGUUGUUUCUCUCUUGCUGGGAACAAUGCUUCAAAAGGAGAUUGAUUACCAUACACAUCCAGAAGCGUAUCUGCGGCUUGCAUUUACAGCUACGUUUUUUGCUGGGAUCACCCAAGCCACUCUAGGGAUGCUAAGGUUGGGUUUUCUGAUUGACUUUCUAUCUCAUGCUGCCAUUGUUGGUUUUAUGGGUGGAGCUGCCAUCACUAUUGCCCUUCAACAACUUAAAGGCUUUCUUGGUAUUAAAAAUUUUACAAAGAAAACAGACAUCAUCUCUGUUAUGCGCUCAGUAUUUGAGGCAGCGCAUCAUGGAUGGAACUGGCAGACGAUAGUCAUUGGAGUAGCUUUUCUAAGUUUUCUUCUAUUAGCCAAGUAUAUUGGAAAGAAGAACAAGAGCCUUUUUUGGGUGCCUGCAAUUGCUCCAUUAAUAUCAGUCAUUCUGUCCACCUUUUUUGUUUACAUUACCCAUGCAGACCAGAAAGGUGUCGCAAUUGUGAAACACAUAGAGAAAGGAAUCAAUCCUUCAUCAGUGAAGCAGAUCUACUUCACUGGUGAGUACCUCCUUAAAGGGUUCAGGAUUGGCGCUGUGGCCGGUAUGAUAGCAUUAACGGAAGCCAUAGCAAUUGGAAGAACAUUUGCUUCCAUGAAGGAUUACCAGCUUGAUGGUAACAAAGAAAUGGUGGCACUAGGAACAAUGAAUGUUAUUGGUUCACUGACUUCCUGCUAUGUGGCAACAGGCUCGUUCUCUCGCUCAGCUGUGAAUUACAUGUCUGGCUGCCAAACUGCAGUCUCAAACAUUGUUAUGUCCUGUGUUGUAUUUCUAACUCUAGAGUUCAUCACUCCCCUUUUCAAGUACACUCCGAAUGCUAUUCUAGCUGCCAUCAUUAUCACUGCUGUGAUCAACUUAAUUGACAUUCAGGCAGCAAUUUUGCUUUGGAAGAUUGAUAAAUUUGAUUUUGUUGCUUGUUUGGGAGCCUUCUUUGGUGUGAUAUUUGCAAAUGUUGAGACAGGCCUCCUAAUUGCUGUCUCUAUAUCAUUUGCUAAGAUACUCUUACAAGUAACCAGGCCACGGGUUGCCAUUCUUGGAAAGAUCCCUAGGACCACAGUAUACAGGAACACCCAACAGUAUCCAGAAGCAACAAGGGUUCCGGGCAUUCUCAUUGUGAGAGUCGACUCUGCAAUUUACUUUUCUAACUCCAAUUACAUCAAAGAGAGGGUAUUGAGAUGGUUGGCAGAUGAGGAAGAGCAAAUAAAGAAGGCUUAUUCAACAAAAACUCAGUUUUUGAUUGUUGAGAUGUCUCCUGUUACUGACAUUGACACUAGCGGAAUUCAUGCCCUGGAAGAGCUAUACAGGAAUCUCCAGAAAAGAGACAUUCAGCUAGUUUUGGCAAACCCCGGGCCUGUAGUGAUUGACAAACUCCAUGCAUCCGAUCUUGCUAAUCUGAUUGGCGAGGACCAUAUCUUUCUAACAGUUGCUGAAGCUGUUUCGUCCUGCUCCCCAAAAUUGGUGGAAGGGGUCUAGUCUUAAGAUUUGAAUGCUAGU